AAAGGCAAAAGAGGGAAUCAGAAAAGAGAUUAGUGUCACAAAUCGAAGAACUUGAGAAUAAGUUAAAAGAAAGGGAUCGUAGAGAAGCGGAAUGGUAUCGGAGCAGGAAUGAAGCGAAUGCUAUUAUCGAGGACCUAAGAUCAAAAAUCAAUGAUUUGAGUCAUGAAAAAGAUUUUAUUGAAAAUAAAUUGCUAAAUCUCCAACAGGACUUUGACCGUUCACAACAAGAAGUCAAAACCCAUAGCAGAAUGAAAAAAAGUACUGACAACUUGAUAGCAAUGUUUCAGCAAAAAACCGAAGAGACUAUUCGAGAUAUGAAUUUAAAGUUAAAUGAAAAAACAAAAGAAUGUGAUGAGUCGGCGAUACUCAUUGAAGUUCUCAAGGAACAGCUUAACGACAUCAAUAAAGAACUAUCAGACUUACGCGUACAAUUUUCGGACAUUGAAUUGGAAUAUAAUGAAUCCAAAGAACAUUGUGAAGAUCUAAAAAGUUUGUUAGGCGACAAAAAAGAUAUUAUUUCCAGGUUGGAGCAACAACUGGAUCGUAUUAAGGCUGAUGGUGAAGAACACGAAUCGAAUUACGAGAAGGAUACACAGGAUUUGAAAAAGCGAUUAACUCUCGAUAGGGAGCAGGCAUUGGCGUCUCUUCGUACUAAGUUAGAAACCUUGCAUCAGAAAGAAUUGCAAGAUCUCAAAGUGCAACACGAACAAGAAUUAGCUUCACUUCGUACUAAAUUGGAAGCUUCUCAUCAGAAGGAAUUGCAGGAUUUCAAGGAGCGUCAUGAGACAGAUCGUGGACAGUCAUUGAUUUCACUUCGCGCCGAAAUCGAAUUGCCUUAUAAGGAAGAAAUGAAAGUUCAAAAAGAACGUUAUGAGAAAGACCUCAUACGCGAAUUGACCUUGCUUCGGGGUGAAUUAGAGUCGAAACAUCAGAAAGAGUUAAAAUCCAUUCGGGAAUUGCAAGAUAAAGAUCGAGAACAAGCAAUAAAUUUAGUUCGCGCUCAGUUUGAAGAUUCACACAAAAAGAAAUUACAGGAUCUCAUGGAGAAGCAUAACAGCGAUCAAGAGCGAACAAUUACUUCUCUUCGUGCUCAAUUAAAAACUUCUCAUCAGAAGGAAUUACAAGAUAUUAAGGAGCGAAAUGACGCAGAGCGUGACCAAUUAAUGAUUUCGUUUCGCAAAGAAUUAGAAGCCUCUCAUGAAAUAAAAUUGCAAGAACAUGCUGAUAGACUGAGACGUGAAUACGAAACAAAGAUUUCAAACUUGAAUUCUCGGUAUGAAGAUCUUUCGCUUAGAAGUGCAAGAAAUUCCGAAAGCUCGAAGGAACUCGAAGAGGCUGAGUCUAAAUACACGAAGUUGAAUUCAGAGUAUCUUCAAUUGCUUGAUAUCAAUAAACAAUUAUCUGAUAAGACGGAUGAUCUCAAUGUGAAAGUAAAGGAACUCGAAUUGAAAAACAGUGAGAUCCAAGAGAGUGCUAUUGCAAUUACGUCCGAAAAAGAACGAGCCAAAGAUGAGUUACUAAAGGUUAACGAAGAAUUAAAGCAGCUUAAAGAAAAAACCUUGGUGGCCGAUUCUGAUCUUAAAGAAUUAGAGGCGGAACGUGAUAAACUCGCUGGAUUAAUUUCGGUCAUGAAGGAAGUGUGGGAAGUCAAGUACCAGGAGCUUCAAAAUAAGUAUGUGGAAUUAGAAGCACAGAAAGAGCAAUUGAGCGUCGAGCUCUCUCCUAAUGUUAAAUCGGAAAUGGACGAUAAGUUAAAGGAGUAUGAGGCUGCUAUUAACAACGCUUCGGAACUUGAGAAGCAACGAGAGACAUUAUCAAAGCUCUUAGAAGAGCAUCAGAAUGGAAUGCGCACUUGUAUGGCUGAACUAGCUGCAGAACGAGAAGCAUGGCGUCAAAGGGAAGAAGAUCUCAUUUCGGUUUACGAGGGCGAAUUUAAGGAAAAAAAUUCCGAACUUCAAGAUAAUAUUGAGAGCUUGGAGGCUCAUAUAAAUGUCUUGAAAGAACAAUCACAUUCUAUAGAACUUGAUAUGCAAAAUAGACUCGAUAAAUCCAAUGCUGAGAUUGAAGAGUUGCGAAAGAAGUUGCAAGAAAAAGGAUGGGAUCAACCAAAUCUUACUAAUUUGUCGGGCGAAUCAGCAACCUCUGCAUCUACAAUCGAAUUUCUCACGAGAAAAGUUGAGGAAUAUGAAGUAGGUAGAGAAAAUCUUGAAGCUCAAAUCGAAUCCCUCAAUAAUAAAUUUUCCGAUAUGGUUCAAGAACGGGAUUCUAUUAUGAAAUCUUUUGAGGAGUCCACCAUUCGAAUGGAAAAAACCGUCCAAGGCCAUCGACAACGAAUAGAAGAUAUGAAAAAAACACACGAAGAAGAGAAGGAGGAAAUUCUAUAUCUCCAUCAAACCUCUAUUAAAUCUCUUAAGGAAAAGCACGAAGAAGAAUUUACACAGCAUUCUGUGGAAAUGCAAUCUCAGAUAGAAUCUCUCGAAAGGCGGGUUCGUGAGUUGAUGUCAAUUCCUACCAACAACGCAGCUGAACCGGAUGCGAAAGUUAUUUUGAUGAAACAAAAUAUAGAAAAUUUGGGGAAACAGUUGAAGUCGUCAAGGGAAGAAUGUGAAAUGUUGAUUGAAAAAGUGCUCAAUUUCCAAAAUAAGUUUUCAGAUGCAACAUAUGAAAAAGAAGUUUUGAUCAAAGAAAAGAGUGAAUUAAGGCAAAAGCUGAAAUCGAUGGAAGCGGAAAACAUUGGAUUACACGAGAAAAUAAAAGCUUUGGAGGCGGAGUCGGAAGAGAAGUAA
Messenger RNA from Acaulospora morrowiae, 2786 nucleotides. The record is from the annotation of a GenBank genome assembly. NCBI's taxonomy places the organism in Eukaryota, Fungi, Glomeromycota, Glomeromycetes, Diversisporales, Acaulosporaceae.